Oryzias melastigma (Indian medaka) is the source of this 650-nucleotide messenger RNA. Its product is annotated as fetuin-B. Lineage: Eukaryota; Metazoa; Chordata; Actinopteri; Beloniformes; Adrianichthyidae. The transcript is spliced from 2 exons. Bases 216 to 542 code for a protein of 108 amino acids. Gene Ontology annotation, cellular component: extracellular region. Gene Ontology annotation, biological process: negative regulation of endopeptidase activity. The record is from RefSeq and is a predicted model, not a curated record. Gene Ontology annotation, molecular function: cysteine-type endopeptidase inhibitor activity.
GCCUGUUUGCUCAUCCUUUUGGAGAGAGGGGAAAGUCCAGCAUCUCUCUCACAUGUCUGUCGAAACGCCGUCCGUAAAAACUAGGGUAACCAGUUUUUGGAAAGGACUAUCUCCAGACCAGCACAUGUUAAAAAAUCUAUCCGGAUAGUUUUGUCUCAGUGGGUAAGGUUGGGCUUUUUGUUGGGUCAAGACUGCGUGUUUGUGUGUUUUAGAGGAUGAGUGGGUUCCUGCUGGUCCUUUGUCUUGCUUUGUGGCACCAGGGGGGGACAGCGGGGCCCGACCCGCCGGGCUGCAGCAGCCCUGAUGCGGUGAGGGCGGCAGAAGAGGCUCUCCAGCAGAUCAACCAGGACAGGACAAGCGGAUACAUCCUGAGCCUCAAUAGACUGUAUGAUGUCUCCCACACGCCACAACAGGAGCGAGGGGGGUCAGUCUACACUCUGACCAUUGAUGUCAUGGAGACUAAAUGUCAUAUAACCAGCAAGAAAGCCUGGAAACAAUGUCAAGUCAAAGGCAUUGGAGAUGUUCCAGUGAGUAAAAAGUAGAUUUGCAAGAUUUUUAACUGAAUUGUUGCCAUAACAGGAAGCCAAAAGAACUGUGUAAACAUUUUUUAUUAUUAUUAUUUUAAGCUUUUUGCAUUAAAAAAUAAAGAA